AUGAAUAGAUUCCUAUGGCUUAAUUCUUACAACUUCGAUUCUGAUCAGGCAAAUCAAAUUGAAUUAGAUGUAGUUGAAUCUGUUCAUUUUUAGAAGUCAUCUCACAUCAUUUCUCUCAUUAGAUCAAAAGAAAUAGCUAGAACUAGACAACUAUCAAUAAGAAAUUACUUGCUUAUGAGACAAGAUUUAUAAGGUGGGAUAGUCUUGAAUAUUAGGCAAUCAGAUGGAGCUAUAUUUGUUAUUCUUUCUGAUGAAAUUGAAGCAGGAGAAACUGGAAUGUUAUUAAAGUUAUCACCAAAUUUAAUCUAAAUACUUAAUUAUUUUACUAUUUCUUCCUAAGGACUAACUUUUACUGCAAUUUAUUAACUAGAGCUUCACUAAAUGAUACUAGCAAUGGGAAUUUCAGGCAUUGGAAAUAAUGAUUUUAGUUAUUUUAUCUAAGAAUUCGAUGAAAUUGGCGAUUUUACUAUUACAACUUACAAUGCACCUUAAUUAGUAAAGUAUGACAUAAUUAUCACAGAGAUUUUUGAAUAAGAUAAUCUUCAAGUUGGAUGUAUGCAAGGUAGAAGCUCUAGCCAUGCCAUAAUUGGAAUUCUAAUUCAUAUUUUUAACAGUGAUAAUGCUGUAUCCUUGACUAGAGAUGCUAGUUCAUCUCAACGGAAAUUUUAAUGUAUUGGCACAAAAAUUGCUCAAAAAGCAGAAAUUUAGGCAGUCUAUAUUGCUACAAAUAGUGAAGAUUCUAAAAUAUUAAUAGUCAGAAUAUAGCAAAGUUCUUAUGAGGAAACUUAGAAUCAUUCUGUGUCUGAAGAAUCAAUGCAUUACUUAAAAAAUAACUCAAUUUCUAUUAAGCAAUUUAAGUUUGUUUCUGUGAUUAAUGACUUUAUUCAUCUUGGUCACUUAAAUGAGUAUUAAGGUAAUAAGAGAGCAUAUAUGUCUCUCCUUUCUCCAGAAAAUAGCUAUUACAGCAUUUUGAAUUUAAACGAAUCGUUUGAUUUUAUAUAUGAUUACUAAAAAUAUUCAGGUUCUGUUGCUGUUGAAGUAAAAGGAAUAAGUAAAAAUGAUGUGAUUUAAAAUAGCCCUAAAAUCAAAAUUAUUAAAAAUCUAUUACCUUAUGUGGUACUGUGGAAGAACUAAUCAGAAAGAAAUAACAAUUAGCUUUUCGUUUCUUAGCUUCCAGUAUAAAUUGAAAGAUCACCUAAGCUUAUUGAAUAAAAUGUUGAUUGCAUAUUAGGGGUAUAGUGUGAGAUAUACUUUUCAAUAUUUAGUUUGAAAAAUUAAUGUAGAGACGAAAUAAAUGAUCAAAGGUCUUAUAGAUUGGAUAUGAUUGAAAACGGCUAAAAUCCAGUGACAACCUACUCUAAAAAGAGUUCUAUGAGUAUUAAAAUUAUUUGA
Molecule: messenger RNA, 1392 nt
Organism: Stylonychia lemnae
Lineage: Eukaryota; Ciliophora; Spirotrichea; Sporadotrichida; Oxytrichidae
Source: the annotation of a GenBank genome assembly